CUGGAUAGAGAUGCACGCAGAGGAAAAGAACGGCAUGGAGAGAGAGUUAGAGAGAGAGAGUGAGAGAGAGAGUGAGAGAGAGAGAGCUUUUAAGGGAUUUGGCAGUGAUUUGUAGAAUCUCACCGCUGUUAUAUUGCAUUUUUCCUUGUCUUUGCCAUGAAACUGCAGCCUGAAGCCUCAAAAGUCGGUGUUAUCAUUUUGUCUUCAUGAUUUUAAAACUACUUAAUUUUUAGUGCAUUGUUCUCUCUGUGCUCUGGUUAUUUUGGAGAGUGCACAUGCAGCGGCUGUCUGAGAUGACAGAGGAUUUACUUUUGGUGAAGAGGGGAGAGCCUGGCCUCUAAAAAUAUAGUCACGUUUAACAUCAUGGAUGGGGGCCUGUUUGGAAGAGUUCGUGUGAUGGAUGAAAUGAAGAGUGGUCAAUGAAGAAUGGGCAGGUAAGAAGUGUCUUCAUGUGGAGAAAUGUCUCUGAUUGCCUGAAUUAUACAUUUCAAAAAGGUUAUUGUUUGUGCAACAGCUGUUUGGUUCAUGAAGCUUUUGUACAUAUAUUUAUACAAACACCAUCCUUUUAAUUGUUUAGACAGUCUUUACAGGUAGUUUUAAUAACUCCAACUUCGCAAGCACACUCAGAAAUUACAGAUGGAUAAAUAAAGCUUUGAGUGUACGAGUUGCAAUGAGACAAUUACGGAAAAAAAUGUCAUUUUUUCUUUAUAAUAUGCAGGUUUGAUUUUAGAAGGACAUUAUACUGGAAAACAUGAUAAAUGUCAAAAAAAAGUUAACUUCAUGCUAUCUUCAGAUGACCAAUAUCUACAUUAAAACUUAAAAUACGUAACAGCUGAAUUUUUUCUAUUUCUGGUACCUUUUUAAAUGAGAUAAAAUUAACCUGCUCUAACUUUUGGAGCAUGAAAUUCAGUAAAGCUUUGGUAGAUGUUUUCUGUUUUGCAACAUUUAUGGUGUUUUCCAUCAUGGGCUCUCAGCUCUCCAUGAUAAAAGCUUACAAUUUUCACUCUUCUGCACACUCUGUUAUUCAGCCAUGCUGGCAAAAUCUUCGCUUCAUCACAGCCCUCCAAUCGUGUUUGCAUUGAUAGAUUUUUAUUUUUGUCUCUCAUGAUGUAGCUUCAACAUUUGUGUCACAAAAAGACACUGGAGCUUCUUGUCAUAUUUUCAAUCAUGAGUUUUGUUAAAAAAAUUAGGUCUUCAAAUAUCUUCUGUUACCAAAACAUCACUGCAAAAACCAAAUGCAAUUUAGUGAUCAAAACCAUUUUUUUCUUUGUAUUGAACUUUACAGUAUGAAAUGAAUAUCUAAUUAUAUAACUGUGAUAUUUCUCCUCUGAUCAAAGCAACAAAAGUGGUCAUAAGAGGGAGACUGAAACGUCCAAACCAGUUAGAAAGAAGUGGCCUUUUAAUGAGUCUUUUGACUAAAAGGACUUCCAAAUUUAGUGUCAUUAUGAUGAGAUGGUGAUCAGACCCUAAAGACCCUCUCUAACUGUCUCCAGGUGUCAAAGGUAGAGGGAGUGGCCUGGUGCUGUAAGUACCUCUGUUGGUCAUCAUGACAUCAGGGGCUCACUCAUCCCAUCAGUGCUGUCGGCUCAGAUCACCUUCAGGACACCAAACAUGGAUCCAGCUGAUGUGGGUGCUGCUCGUGGGUUUUGGCUCAGACUCAUCGGCCCAGCAGGGUACCCAGCCCCAGUCCAUCAAAAUCGAGGGCGACAUCACCCUGGGUGGGCUGUUCCCUGUGCACUCUCGAGGGCCUGCAGGAGUGCCCUGUGGAGAGGUUAAGAAAGAAAAGGGGAUCCAUCGACUGGAGGCCAUGCUGUACGCCUUGGACCAGAUUAACAGUGACCCAGACCUGCUUCCCAACAUUACUCUGGGAGCCCGGAUUCUGGACACCUGCUCCAGAGACACCUACGCCUUGGAGCAGUCACUCACUUUUGUGCAGGCCCUCAUUCAGAAGGACACAUCAGAUGUGCGCUGCUCAAAUGGAGAGCCUCCUAUCAUCCCCAAACCAGAAAGGGUGGUUGGAGUGAUCGGGGCAUCUGGCAGUUCAGUAUCCAUCAUGGUGGCCAAUGUGCUCAGAUUAUUCGCAGUGAGUUUCCUUUCCUUUCUGUUUUCAUAGACUGCAAUGAAUUACAGUUAAGUAAUUCCUUUGUUUGGUAGAGUCAGUACAGGUGAAAGCCAAAAUCCACGUUUCCCAUUUUUAAUCACAUGCAAGAGAGGACAUGAGGACACAAGUUCAAAGUAGGUAGAUCCAGAGUCUGCUGAUUGAGAUCUCCCUGUUGGCCCAAGAUGAAUAUGUAAAUCAAAGGAUAAGAAAUAGUUAACACUUGACAACAAAUAAGAAAACACUUUUUCUCUGUGAAUUAUCUCCUGAUCCAUUUGUACAUAUUUAUUCUUCGAGUGAGGACCUUUGGGCCGUGUCCUGGUACUCCAGUGAUUACAAUUUGGCCAUACCAUGACAUUAACCCUACCAAUUCAAGAUAAGAUAAGACAAGAUAAGACAAGAACUGUAUUGAUCCCCAAAGGAAAAUUAAUCAGCUAUGUUACAUUACACCAAAAAAGGAUUUUAUACUUUAUAUCUUGAAAUAGAUAUACAUGGAUAGUUUAAUCAAAUACCUGCUUUAUAAUUAUUAAUCCUUACUAAAUUAAGGGCUUCAUGUCAGGGGUACAAGAAUUGGUAGAUGACUUUCUCUCUUGGGGUUGGCUGAAACUGUGCCAUGAAAACUGGUAUUUAGACUCAAAAUUGUGGAUUUUUUUUACAGUACUGACCUUUUAAAAUAAGUCACUGCUAGGAGCUAAAAUGGAGUUUGCUUUCAUUUUAAAUCAAAUUAUAGAUUAUAUUCAGUUACAGUUAACCUAUAGAUUUUACAGGCCUACUUUAUAUAUGUGAUGAUAUCCAGUCGGAAGAAUACAUCAUCAUGUUUCCAUGGUACAGAAAAAUUAAUCUCAAGAAGCAGGAUUGUUUCUUGACAGAGCUUCUGUGUUGAUAUUUGGUUCAUGUCCCCGGGUUAAAGGUCCAUCGUUAGGGUUAGCCUCCGCACACUAAUCCCUUGUAUGUGUUUAGUGUUUUUUUUUUUGACAGAUGACUGACCUCUGAUAAUUGAUUACACUGCUUAUAGUGAUGAAGGGACACUGAGUCUGUGUAAAUCCCACAUUAUGUCAUGUUCUCAUCGACUUACUGACAAAGUCCAUCAGAAUCUAGAAACAUUAAAAAGCAACAACGUGGCUCAAAUUGACCAAAUUAAUUUAAAACAUUGAACAAAAUGCCGCUGGUCUAAGGCUACUGAUGGAGCUUCCUUCACAGUGAUGAUGUCAAGUUAAGACCUAAGGAAGCACAGCUUUCAUACAGGCAGAUGUUAACUACAGAAUUAUAGAUUCCAACCUCCACUAAGCCCCUCUCAGCAGCUCAGGACCCCGGGCUGAAAAUAGAGCAUCAGGCCAUCGGGAUGACAUUGGUUCUGGGAUAACAGCAACUUGUAGCAUGGACUGCACGGCGUAGAUUUAACUAAAUGGUAUGUUUCCUCCUGCUGUCCAUAUGGGCUGCUUUCCGGACCGGGGAUGCUUCUAGACUCGGGUCAACUUUACAAUGAACAUCUGCUCUCAACCAGAGCUUGAGGUGCUUCAGCAUCCUCCAUGAACACUCUCGUCAUGUUGGCUAUGUUCUGCGAUGUACUGAAACUGAAUCUGUGGGUCAUUAAAAGUUUGGAUGAUAUCAGUUUUACAUUUUUAGAAGACUUCUAAACAACAAAAGAUUAAAUAGAAAACUAAGUUAAGCAAAAAGAGGAGUCAACACCCACUACCUUUUUUAUAAAGUGACAGUAUUUCACUGUCAUUGAUGAGAAAUCAACCAAUUUAGGACCAAGUAUGAUUUAAAUACCCUCAAUUUGAGGAUUAUCUGAUAUGCUUUGUUUUACAUAAUUUUUAUUUCACGUCCUUAAAUUUUAAACAACUGCUCUGACAAAAUUAGCUAUUUCAAAAUAUCACUAAGAAGUUGGCAAAGCACAUUUCCAUAAAUUCUUGCUAUAACUCGACUGAGAGGAAUUUUAGCGUUAACACAAUUAAUGACAUUAAUUGCUUGAAAAUAAUACACCACAAAUAAAGUGUGUUGCCUGCUUCUUUGCCAUCUUUGAGUCUUUUACAAAGUGGUACCAGUUUCAGUUGUUUAUGUCUUUUUCAUUCAAUAUGGAUUUUUACUAAAUAGAGCUUGUAGCAUACAACAUAUUCUUGGUGGCUGGAACACCCCCACAGUUUUCAUGACAUCGAAAUACUUGUACUCUCUCAUUUUUAACCUUUGGUUCAGUUUAAUCAGGCCAUUAGGUUAGGGCUAAACCACUAUCAUGUUUCCUUGGCCUGGAUCCCAGAAUAUCCACUAUCUGUCUAUUUACCGACAGUGAGAAGAGUUCAGCAAUGCUGGACUGUAAGUAGAUACUUGUCACUGAUACAGCUCAUUGAUUUCACACAGUGAAUUGGUGCAGAUGCUUCUACAGGAUUAAUUUGGAGAGGAUUAUGUGCAACCUUGUUCGUUAUAAUUUUUUAUGCAAACAACUAGUACCACCUUGCAGACACUGACACAAAGUCUUCUGGACAAAAUGCAUCGUUUCAGUCAGCAGGUCAGUCAGAAACAUUAAUGGAAGCAGUUGUAUUUUGAGAAUUGGUGGGGGUUAAAAGAUCACUUGUGGUUAAAGAUGUGGUUCAUAAUGUAAAGGCUGACGAGUGACAUCAACCUCACUGGGGUUGACAAACAUGGGUAAAUUGAAGCUGCACGUGGCCAUUGGAAUUAAAUAUAUUGUAUGGCUUACGGCUGAGAAAUGCUAGCCUUUUUCCAGUCUCUUGAUCUCUGUCUCUCCCUCUGUGCUUAACGUAAUUUGACUAAAACCCCUAUAAUCCUUCCAGAUAAUCUGUGAAAUGGUUCUCUCGCCCCUCUUUCCUUCUCUACCCCUUGUGUCUACCUUUCUCUCCUCGUCCCCUUGGGAGGGCCUGGUGUUAAGCCACGGUGGGGGCAUUAGCAGGGUCAGGGUUGAAACUAUCGACAUAAACUGUGUCAUUAAAGAACCAGCACACCAGUAAAUUAAUCUUCUCAUCCAUUUUCCCCACAAACAAAUGCUCUUACGGCUGUGGUUUCUACCAUCUGUAUUUCACUAUGACGUUAUGGCCUCCACGCAGAGCAGCUCGGAGAAAACUGCUCAGUGAAAGUUGCCCCAUUUCUAGAAACUGAUGGAGAAACAGGCCCUCCAAAACUAUAUAUGUCUCUGAUUUUAGUGCACUUAAACUUGUCAGCCUUAAUGUGAUGGCCUCUUUUUGACACUGUUAAGUUUUUGUGAGUAAGUGGUGAAUCAACCUCUAACAUGGGUCACUGCCUCCUCCAGUCAUUCUUUUACCUUUUCUGUCUUAUAUUAGCCUAAUAGUCAGAGAUGCUUAGUUUUUCCACUUGACCGGACCCUUCAUCACCACUGAUGCAUCCACGUGUCUUAGAUCCCCCAGAUCAGCUACGCCUCCACUGCCCCAGAGCUGAGUGACAACAGCCGCUAUGAGUUCUUCUCUCGUGUGGUACCUCCAGACUCCUACCAGGCCCAGGCUAUGGUGGACAUAGUCAAAGCCAUGGGCUGGAACUACGUCUCCACCCUGGCCUCCGAGGGCAACUAUGGAGAGAGUGGUGUGGACGCCUUCCUCCAGAUAUCCAGAGAAGCAGGUUGUGUAUCAGUCCUUAUAAACAUGAACUCACUGCCAUGACAAUGGACGAUUACUCAUCGGGCCGUGUUGUUUUUACUCAUAUCAAAACUGAAAAAAAAGAAGAAAUCCUUUAAUACACAAGAGCUAGAAGGCCAAAUGGGAAUUCACCACCUGAUGUAGUUUUAAAAGCUCAAAUAGUAUGACUAGAUUACACGUUGCCAAAAAUACACACAUAGUACAUCUACAGUCACUAAUGCUGGACAGUUUACUGUAAAAGCACAAAGUUGCUUUGUUUGCCGCUCUAUUCAUGCACUUGGUACACCACUCGAGUAAAGAGUGUUUUACUAUCUCACUGUCACUGGAUUGGUGGAACUUUUUUCUGGCAUUGAUGGAUUAUCCUAAUGACUUGGAUGACUGAUGAGAAAUGUGCUUUAGUGUCAGUACACGUCUAAGACUGUUUCGGCUCUUUAUCUGUGAACGAGGAGUUUAGGUAGAUUACGCUUGGAGUUCAGUGACUGUGCAACGCUAGCUUACCUGUAACAAUGAAUAUAUUGUCCAGCUUUGUUGUUUAUCAUGUUAAGCACCUCAGUUUUGUUAACAAAUUAGAAUGCCAUGGUUUGGUAAGAUCUUAACUGGUUAGCCAAAGUUUUGGAGAUAUCUGAGUUUUGAUGCCAUGCUUUGUGUUUAAAAUCAUUAUCAUUCAUGGAGAGGGGUUGCAUAUAAGUCUGGGCAAUACCGACACAUCCUAAAUAAUCUUUUAGCAACUUACAUAUGUUUGGAUGUUUCAGCUAUUAUAACAAUUUAAUUUAGAUCUAUGCUGCAGCAGAGAAAACUGGGAUGUUGAUACUUCAACAGUAAGCUCUUACAGUAUAAAUAUUUCUUAUGUCUGUGACACAGGGGGGUUGUGUAUAGCACAGUCCAUAAAGAUUCCUAGAGAGCCCAGACCAGGGGAGUUUGAAAAGAUCAUCAAGAGACUGAUGGAGACCUCCAACGCCCGCGGAGUCAUUAUCUUUGCUAACGAGGACGAUAUCAAGUGAGUUGCUCCUCAUCUUUUCGAAAAAGAAACCAGCUGACUGAUAAAAUCUGCACAAUAAUACGGUUUUAUAUUAAUUUAUCUGGACCCACUUUUAAUGACGACAGUCUGAAGUAGAUGAGUAUAGUGUUGAUAACUGAUGAAAUGCAAUUUGUCCUUCAUCAGACGGGUGUUGCAGGCGGCCAAAAAGGCAAAUCUGACCGGUCACUUCCUGUUUGUUGGCUCGGAUAGCUGGGGGGCCAAGAGCUCCCCCAUUCAAGAUCAGGAGGAGGUGGCUGAAGGAGCCGUUACCAUCCUACCUAAAAGAGCCUCCAUUGACGGUAGAGUGAAUCCAUUCAAUCAAAUUUUACCUGUAACUUCAAACAACAGCCCUGAGGAAUAUCCAUGAUUACCUGACCACAUGGAUAGAUGAGUCUAAUAUCAAUGCAGCAAAUUAAAAAGAUGACUUAUGAGGACAGAUGUUACUGAAAUUACAAAGUGGAGUUGCUAUAUUUCAUUGUGGAAAAGUGUAACUCUUCUAAUUUUAUGUGGUACGUGGUAACAAACCAUGAAUGAACCAUGUAAUGAAGCUGAAUUUGUGAAACUGUUUAGGGUUCGACCAGUACUUCGCUUCACGAUCCUUAGAAAACAACAGAAGGAAUAUUUGGUUUGCUGAAUUCUGGGAAGAUGACUUCAAGUGCAAAUUAACACGUCCUGGUAUCAAGUACGAACUUGGUAGAAGAAAAUGUACAGGUGAGUGUGCUGCAGGUAAAAUAAAGUUUCAGUUUCAGUUAGUUCUGUUAAAGGGUGUUUUUUUUCCUUUUCUUUGUGGUGAAAUUUAAUGUUUGUUAUGUUGCAGGUGAAGAAAGAAUAAGUCGAGACUCUCAGUAUGAACAGGAGGGCAAGGUACAGUUCGUUAUAGAUGCUGUUUACGCGAUGGCCCAUGCCUUGCACAGCAUGCACCUUGACCUAUGCCCUGGCUCCAUGGGUGUCUGUGAAAAGAUGGACCCUGUAGAGGGACGAAUGCUUCUCCAAUACAUACGCUCUGUCAACUUCAACGGUAAGCGUAUGACAUUACAUUGUUCAGAAUAGUUUCUUUUUACUUGAGGAGUUUUUGAGGUCAAUACUUUCCUAUUUUCAAAUGUUAUUUUUCAUUUCUGCUUCAUACUUGGAAGAACUGCCAUCAUGAGAUGUCAGCUUAUAUAACUCCAUCAUGUAAGACUGUUUGAGAAGAAGUAGAUUUAAGAAAGAAAUACAGUAGGAAGGUUAGCUUCAAGUCAAAGGCCUUGAAAUGUUUGUGCCGAUUUACGUAGCAACAGAAGGCAGCAUGUUUCUCCAAAGCCACAUCCCCUCCCUGGGGCCGCCUUCUUGCCCUUCCAUGUACACAACCCUCUCGCUUUUCAUUCGGUCUUUCAUUAAAAAGUCCUGGUUUAGAAAUAGGAAAAAAAAAAAAAAGUGUUCUGUGAAAGCAUCCUAUUUACUGCGCUCCUCUUGCUGGAUGACCUUGGCUUGUGUGGAAGACUUUCUAUUUGUGCGCCUGCAGGGACCGGAGACCAACAUUCAAUCAUGUUAGGGCAGCAGAGCAGAGUGCACUGGAUGACUGUAUGCAUGGAGGAAGCUUUCUCUAAAGAGCAUCCUGCACUCAGCUUUCACAUGAUCGCACAAGACUAAAGAAAGCUAACACAGGCUGUAUUCAACUGUGUGUGGGUGUUUUCGCUGCCACUUAGGGCGGGGAUAUGUGUCUACACUUAAGAGAGCUGAAACUGCAGAUCUUUUCUGACUCAAAACUGUGCUUGAAUGUCAGCACACAGGUCAUCAAAACUUUGUUUCUAUCAUACAGGUAGUGCAGGAACUGGAGUGAUGUUCAAUGAGAAUGGAGAUGCUCCUGGUCGAUAUGACAUUUUCCAGUACCAAAUGUCCAACGUCAGCAACCCAGGUUACAAGGAAAUCGGCCAGUGGACGAACCACCUCCGACUCAAUGUAAAUAUAUUUAUUGUUCCUUUUUUAUCUAUAACCUCCAAAAGUAAUGUGACAUUUUCAGAGGAUACCACUCACAUGUCUGUAGGAUAACUUUGAAGCAAGUCAUCUAACUUUGUUAAGGAAACAGCUGGACUAUCAAGCUAAGCUACCCACUGAGCAUUUUUUGGUCUAAAAGAGGUCCAAUAGAUGUCUAAAUGUAGCCUAGACGACUGGUCUAAAAUCAGGCUACCGCAAGUCCAAAAAAAUAGUUUUUUAGACGUCUAAAUUUAGACCAAGUUUAGACUAGACAGCUAACAGAGCUAUAUCUUUACUACACUGUAUAUUGCUCAUCGGCUAUCAUAGUUAUUUUGGUUAAGUACUUGGAGAUCAGUUAUGCAACUCACAGAUGCUUUUUGAAAUAAAUAGUUAUCGAUAAUGGGUUAAAGUGCAACAUCUAAACUCCAUAUAAAAAAAUAUACAGAAUCUAGUCUGCUGAAAUUAGGUCUAAUAAAACUAGACAUCCAAUAGCCGUCUAAUGCUCAGUGGGUAAUCUGUAGAUGUCAUGCAUAUAGGUUUUUAGUUAUGGCUAAAACACUGUUAUCAUAGUGAUUUGAAAGAAAGGGGGAAAGAAACCUGCUCAAACUAGCUGACCAGAAUAUGUAAGUAUGUACAUAUAUGUGAGUAAGGUUGGUCUUCAGCCAGUUAAUUGGGCUUUUUGAUCUUGAUGACCUGGAACAGUAGAUUACAUUGAUGAGGCAGAAAGUUGUUAUCACUGGUUAAAAUCUGGCUUAAUACAAACAGUGUCCACUUAGAUUAAGGACAGCAGCGUCUAUUUAACAACAUCAUUCUCAGUGCUUAUCCCUCCAGCACCAUUAGACAAUAUUGUGUUUGUACAUCUACUCCAGCCUGAAGAGAUGCAGUGGUCAGGUGGGGACCGCAAUGUCCCUGAGUCGGUGUGCAGUUUCCCUUGUGAGCCCGGGGAGAGGAAAAAGAUGGUCAAAGGCGUUCCCUGCUGCUGGCACUGCGAGCUCUGCGAUGGCUACCAGUACCUCUUGGAUGAGUUCUCCUGUGACAUGUGUCCCUUUGACAUGAGGCCCCUGAAGAACCGCACAGGUUGCCGGCCCACGCCUAUCAUUAAGCUGGAGUGGAGCUCCCCCUGGGCCAUCAUCCCUGUCUUCCUGGCAAUCCUGGGUAUCCUGGCCACAACUGGAGUCAUCGUCACCUUCAUCCGCUUUAAUGACACGCCAAUUGUUCGAGCAUCUGGCAGAGAGCUCAGCUACGUGUUGCUUACGGGCAUCUUCCUCAUCUACCUCAUUACCUUCCUCAUGAUCGCCGAGCCCAGUGUGGCUGUGUGCGCCUUCAGGAGGUUGCUGCUCGGACUUGGCAUGUGCAUCAGCUACUCUGCCAUGCUCACCAAGACCAACCGCAUCUACCGCAUCUUUGAACAGGGCAAGAAGUCGGUCACACCCCCAAAGUUCAUAAGCCCAACCUCUCAGCUGAUUAUCACCUUUAUACUCAUCUCAGUGCAGGUAUGUAUGUGCACGGAUGCCACACCACACAUAUAAUUGAAAUCCUUUGCAGCACUCUAAUUAAAGCUCCUUUUCUCUGCAGCUACUUGGGGUGUUCAUUUGGUUUGGUGUUGUGCCCCCCCACACCAUCAUUGACUACGAGGAGCAGAAGCCCCCAAACCCAGAGUUUGCCCGUGGAGUUCUUAAGUGUGACAUGUCUGAUCUGUCCCUCAUCUUGUGUCUGAGCUACAGUAUUGUACUCAUGAUCACAUGCACUGUGUACGCCAUAAAGAGCAGAGGAGUUCCAGAGACCUUCAAUGAGGCCAAACCCAUUGGCUUCACCAUGUACACAACCUGCAUCAUCUGGCUGGCCUUCGUGCCGAUCUUCUUUGGCACAGCACAGUCUACUGAGAAGGUGGGACAUCUUUGAUUUUUAUGAUCAUUUGGCCACUUCUUGUGGGAUUAGAAGAAUUUAUUUAAUCCCUUAAUUGAAAUAAGCCAAUUGUGUAUAUUUAGACGAAUGCAUAUACUUGAAGUUGGUGCCAGGUCGUUAAUAUAAUGCUACUUAUAUAAAUAUAUUGCAUCAGUAAUAAUUAUCCAGUCAUAUACUGACACCGGUCCCUGCUCUUUGCUGUGUUUCUGUUGAAGCUGUCAGUGCACCGAAAAUGAAAAUCAGCCAGGAUCGAAGUACUGCCAAAUUUACAGAAAUUGAUGUGCACUGCUACAUCUGUGUAAAUAAAUAAACAGAUAAAUAUACAUUUGUGCACUAAAAGAAGACCUUGAAUAAGAACUAUAUUUGCAGUUUCUUUGUUUUUAUGCAAUAAUUAUUGAGUACUUUUUAAAUCAGGACAAUUAUUCAAAAUCUAAUGUAUGCAGUUUUGGUUUACUGUCAUUUCAGACAAAGAAGAGAUGCAUUUGUGGGGAUGCCUCCACUUAUUUCAAAACAAAAAGAUGACAGGAAUAUAUUCUUGCACUUUUCAGUCUGUCUCUGUGGUUGUAUUAGAUCAACCUGUCCCUCUGGUGCUGUUUUUUUUUUGUGUGUGUAAAUAAAUUCAAACUAACCUCAGAUGAUUAAUCAUGCUAGCUUACACGACCUUUUGCUGGGGAUCAUUUAUAUUAAUGCAGUAUUUUCAGUGAUCUGUUGAAAGUGAAUGAUGCAAUACACAAUAACACGUCGUAAUUGUGGAAGGGGAACACAAAUCCCUCAGAUGUUCAAAGAGAAACCUGAGUUUGUUGCCUGUCACACUGCAUUUGCAUCCUUCUGUACUCACAGGACAUCCUGCCCCCACUGUACUGACUAUUGAGUCUAAUUUUGCUCGUGGGCUAUUUCUGCUGUCACAAAGUCCAAGACUGUUGGGGGAAUAUCUUAAAAACAGAGAUCCGCUUUGACUAAUGGAGAGCUGCUUUAUGAAUCAGUGAAGCUGAAGCAAUUAAGGCCUGAGGUGCUUUCAAAGUCUUUUCACCUCUCCCGAAUAGAAGUGAAGUGAAUUAAGAGAGGAGGGAGGGAAAAGAGGUCAGAUAAGCUGAAAGAUUGAAGGACCCCCCCUUUAGACCAAUUCAGCCAUCCCAUUUAAUUAAUCAUCCUUUGGAAAAAGAGCUAAAUAUAGACACAAACUUUUGUCUAGCUGAUGGGCUGUUGGCUCUCCAUCAUGUAUGGGGAGAAAUGGUUUACCUGUUUAAAGUCUGUAUUCACAUGGAGGAGCCACUCUCUGUUGGUGAAUCAGUGUCUCUGCUCGCCUAGGGCCAGGAACAUGAAUACAAUCUGCUUUGUGCCCAUAAAUCCUCACAGCUCCUUUUUGAAAUUGAGAGGUCAUAGAGUAGGACUGCAUGAUAGAGAUAAUAAAAAGGACUUUAUCGGCAUCAGCAUGUGAGAUGCCAGGAUGUAGUAAAGCUACUAAGGAUAGUGUACAAUGAAUCACUUAUUUAUGGCACAAAUAUAUCUUAUUUAUGGCACAUAUGGCUUGAUUUAUUUAUGACCUGUACCGUUUGCUGGAAUAAUGAGUUCAUAAUUUAUUGGAGGGAGAUCUCAGGAGCAGUCACUUCACAUUAUUACUGUUGUCCUGGCAAUAAGAGGAAGAACAGUAAGGAAUAUACAUGGUCAAAGCCCAUAAAUAGAGCCCCCUUUCCUGACUACACUUACAGGCUAUAAAUCAUUCAUCUGGGAGAAACACUGGCUCCUGCACUUGGAGAUGAAAAUUGUAAAGACUGCAUUAUGACAACCUCAGAUGACUUAUCUUGAACAUGUUAAAGAUAAUCUUAUAACUUAACUGCAUGCUCAUCGGGAUAGGCAAAAUUAAAUCACUCAUGCGGCCUUAAAGGAAGGUGUGUUUAGGGAUCUUUCAGACCUUGUGUUUCUCCUUCGCAGAUGUUCAUUCAGACCACCACCCUGACAGUGUCCAUGAGCCUGAGUGCCACUGUGUCCCUGGGCAUGCUCUACAUCCCCAAAGUCUACGUCAUCAUCUUCCACCCUGAGCAGAACGUCCAGAAGAGGAAGCGCAGUUUCAAAGCUGUGGUCCAAGCUGCCACCGUGUCCACACAUCUGUCCCAGAAGUCCAAUGACAAACAAAAUGGAGAGUCCAAGAUUGAACCAGACAGAUCACAGUGAAGCAAACUGAACUGGGUCCAUGACUGUAGGUUCAUACUGAGAUUACAGGAGAUGAGUGGAAAAACUCUCUUUUUAACUCCCACUUGAAGCACUGAUGACAAUUUCCCAGGAUGAUGUUUCUUAUCAAUCUUACUUCGAUAUCAAGCACAGCUGAUAACUGUAUGCUCACUUUUACAUGGACCAAUUUUUACACUUGAACAAGAAAUGGAAGGACACAGAGCCAUCCUAGACAGCAACAUUGAAGAUGUGGUUUUGUGUGUAAAUCUUAAAACCAUGUAUAAAUUGUUUUAAUUAUUCUUAGGAAGCCACAGACAACACAAAAAUGGACGGCGAGCUCUCCUCUUGUGACUGGGUCUGGCAAAGAUCAUUAAACCUGCCUGAAGAGAGACAUGGGUCAAACUAGGUAUCAAAUAACUGUUUUCAUUAGUCAGUUCUUGUAAUGCUAAUUUACACACAGAGGUUGAGAACUGCGACUCCUGAAGCAUUCGUCACCAGAUAAACAGAGUGAAGUAAAAACACUAAGAGGAAAGUCAGAGAAACUCUCACGGAGUCACCAAGCUUUCAUAACCACGAGUGUCUGCUUCAGAUCAAUACACAAAAAUCUAGAGGUACGGUUCACAGCCGACCCGCUGAACUGACCUUGCAUGUUUUAUUCACAGUGAAUGAGCGCUUUGUUUGUCAAAAAGGGCUUCACCAGUCAGAUUGCUUCUGCCUGCGUCCUGGCUUCAAAGUACUUAACCAACAUGACAUGUCAGUGCCCAGUUUUUUGGCUUCAUCUUUUCUACUACGAGAGGCAGGUUUUCCAUAUUUAUAUGAAGUCAAUGUGGGAAAUGCUGUGAAAGAAAAAAGACGAAGUGGCGACCUUUGCCCUGCAGGAAGAUGUUAAUGUGUGUAAAAUCCCAAAGGAUAAGGGGAGCUCAUUGUUUACUGGCUCCAGUUGCACUGCAUGGAUUGUGUUUUAUGUGUCUAUGAAUGUUCUGAAAUAUUGUUUGUAUGGGAUGUGGUGACUUUUCUUCUGAUUGCACUGGAAGGAACUAAGUUUCAAAAUGCGUCGCCACCUCCUGUUACUAUUUAUAAAGAAGAACCCUGGGAAACGAUCACUAAACACUGUACUUUGACCACUUAAAGGAGAAUCAGUCAAUAUACAAUCACUAAUGCACAAAGCAUUUCAUUUAAGUUAUUGUUGUGUACACUAUUGUAAUGAAACCCGUUGGUUUUUAUCGUGAAAACUGUUCAUUCUUGGGUGCAGAGAGGAUGCAAGAGAUACAUAUGUAAGUUCUGCCUGGUACAAUCACUUUUCCAUCUUUGAAAACAAUGUCUGGAAUUUCCUGAUAUUGUUUAUUUACAUGCAGCACCAUCUCUUAAACAUGCUUAAAUCUCAGACAGCUUCCUGUGGGUCAGACAGCCUCAUGUCAUUGUUUGUAUUGGAUUAUUUUGUGCCAUGGUAAGAUUCUCGUAUUUCAACGAAGAGAUCAUUUAAUAUGAGGCAACCCUUGAAAUGCUUUUGUUCUUGACUUGAUCACAUUGUAAAAACUCAGGUUCAACUGAAGAUGUUUUAAAUAUCAUUAUUAUUAUUAUUAAUGGGGAUUUCAUUCUGUGCUGACACUUUUGAAUACAAAUGGAUCAGACAUCUUUAACUUGUAGUGCAUUUAUCCGUGCAGUACAUGUCAGCUGUUGAGGCCAUUUCUGUGUGUGA
This is a messenger RNA of Xyrichtys novacula (pearly razorfish), 14444 nucleotides long. Lineage: Eukaryota; Metazoa; Chordata; Actinopteri; Labriformes; Labridae. The record is from the annotation of a GenBank genome assembly.